CUUUUAUUCUGGCUGAAAGCCGUUAGCGUAGCAUUCACAAUUCUUAGUCUCUAGCCUUCUUUCUACCAUAUACCGAUAUAUUAAAAACAUUUAAUCAGUUCGACGUCCUUUUUUGGCAAUACGCUAGAAUCGAUCAGCUUGAAGAAUUUCUGAUGAAGAUAUCCGCCAUUUCUUUGGAAACGAGCAGGAGCGAUAGAGCAAAGAGGAACACAUGCAUUCUGACCAGCUACCCAACGGGACUGGUGUUGGGACAAUGGGAUUCUAUGCAUACCGAAGAGAAAUCGACGCAGAGUGAAAUGGUCUCACGGGUUCACAAACCGGAACGACAAACUACAUCUCCGGAGCACUCGUAUGCGAAAGUGAAAUCCAAUACUUCAUCUAUAAGCAGUGCUUAUUAUUAUGCAUCCGUUAAUGCAGUGAAAAUAUAUGCCAACGUUUCCUUCGUGAGUCGUCUGUAUAACGAUGUGGCUGUGCAGACGGAAAAUAGUGAGUUACGCGGUGAGUUACGCUCCACAUACUGCCGUCAGUUUUCCGUGUGCUAUCAAUCCUGGUGGAUAUUGCAACGAUUAAAUUGCCCCUCACCCCGCUGUUUGUCGACCAAUACAGGGGCCAUUACCAAGGUCGAUUCAUGA
Molecule: messenger RNA, 632 nt
Organism: Dicrocoelium dendriticum
Lineage: Eukaryota; Metazoa; Platyhelminthes; Trematoda; Plagiorchiida; Dicrocoeliidae
Source: the annotation of a GenBank genome assembly